AUGGACCAAGUAUCGGAUCAUGUACAACCUCCAGCUUUAAGGCCUUAUGCUAUGCAACAGGACGAUUUAAUGAGAAACACACGACGAAGAUUGACAAGAGAAUCCACACCUCCUAUUGACUUGACUAUAGCACCUCCUGCUGUUCAACUAGCAAGAGCAAGAGAAGCACACCAUACGAUGGAUGCGACCAUGUAUGUCUCUGAAGCAGAUUUACUUCGAGAUUUGAUCUUCUUGUUUCAAGGGAUUGAUGGACAGUAUAUUCGAUACAAUAAAGAAUUGAAUGACCAUGUAUUUAUACCAGGUAUUGAAGUAUCAAAAUCAACAGAAGAAAUGGUCUUUAAGCUAGUAGAGAUUGGUUGGCUCUAUACCCGCGUCAAGACAUUCAUUCGAGACAAUAGUGAUUCAGCCAAGAUUGGUCUUGUGGGACAAUCGUUGUGUGCAGCAUUGCAGCAUGAACUAACAGAGUACUACAAACUGAUUGCAAUCUUGGAAGCUCAAAUUGAGAAACAGAUGGCCAACAAACAUGCAGGAUUAACAGAUCAGAGUUUGACAUUAAAGCGACUGAUGGUCUGGACAUUAGAGUGUCAUCAAAAACUAAGGCUCAUGAGUGUCUUGGUGGAUGUCUGUCAAGACCAAAAGGGAGGUGCCUUAAUAUCUGCUAUUCACAACUAUACAAAACAUGGUGAUCCUUUUAUCAAGACAUACUUGGUGGAUAUGUUACAGGCUAUUUCUAAACCAUUCUAUGAAAUGCUUGAACGGUGGGUCUAUGAAGGUGAAUUAGAUGAUCCUUAUGGUGAAUUCUUUGUUGCUUGUGAUCCAACUGUCUCUGAAGAUGAACUAUGGCAAAACAAAUAUGCUAUGCGUGAAGACAUGCUGCCUUCUUUUCUAUCUAAACAACUGGCUCACAAGAUAUUCUCUAUUGGUAAAUCACUUAACUUUAUUCGAUACAGUUGUCAUGAUGAAAAGCAAUAUUAUGUCAAAUCAAACCAAGUAUUUCAAUAUGGAGAAACACAGGCAGUAGAAGCAUCUAUUGAAAUUGCCUAUCAUACCACAAGCAAAGCAUUACUCAACUUACUCAAGACAAAAUAUAAACUCAUGGACCAUUUAAAGGCCAUGAAACGAUACUUGUUACUUGGUCAAGGGGAUUUUAUUCAAUAUUUGAUGGAUAUUUUAUGGACACACCUCAGUAAACCUGCUAAUACUCUCUUUCGCCAUAAUUUGACAGGCAUCCUUGAGACAGCUGUACGUUCUUCUGAUGCGCAAUAUGAUGAUCCUGAUAUACUGAAUCGACUGGAUGUUCGCUUAUUAGAGAUACAAAAAGAUGAUUUAGGUUGGGAUGUAUUCUCUUUAGAUUAUCAUGUGGAUGCACCUAUCAAUACUGUAUUUAGCCCUGCUGCUAUGCACCAAUACCUUCAAGCCUUUAGUUUCUUAUGGCGAUUAAAACGAGUGGAAUACACACUUUCUUCUGCUUGGAGACAAUGGGGAAAGACAAGUCGAGAAUUCAUUCCGUUUUCUGAAAUACAACAAGAUUUACAAUUUACACAAUUGACCAUUCAACGUAUGAUUCAUUUUAUCUAUCAAUUACAACACUAUGUUCUGUUUGAAGUGCUUGAAUGCUCUUGGGAUAAACUAGCUACAUUUAUAGAGACCAAGAGUAUUGAUCUGGACUCUAUCAUGGCUGCUCAUACACGCUAUUUACAAGACAUCACAGAAAAGGGAUUCCUCAGUGGCCUUAAACAAAAAGCAUUAGCAAGUCAAUUAAACGAUAUCUUUGACUGUAUCUUGAAAUACAAAGUUGUCUUGGAUCGUUUCCAUAGUUAUGUGACAGGCAAAGGAUUAGGUGAACAAGAUGCUGACAAGAUCAAAGCACUUCGUCAACAACAUCAAGCACUAGAGGAUUAUUUUACGAUGCAUGUCUUGCAAUUCUUGGAUAUGCUUAAAUCUUGUCAAGAUGAAGACCUUCGUUCUCUUUCAACACGCUUAGAUUAUAAUGGUUUUUAUUCUGUCUUUGAUGAACAAUAA
Molecule: messenger RNA, 2022 nt
Organism: Gilbertella persicaria
Lineage: Eukaryota; Fungi; Mucoromycota; Mucoromycetes; Mucorales; Choanephoraceae
Product: Spc98 family-domain-containing protein
Exons: 6
Coding region: 1-2022 (673 amino acids)
Biological process (GO): spindle assembly; mitotic cell cycle; meiotic cell cycle
Cellular component (GO): equatorial microtubule organizing center; gamma-tubulin small complex; spindle pole
Molecular function (GO): microtubule minus-end binding; gamma-tubulin binding
Source: RefSeq, a predicted model, not a curated record